Molecule: messenger RNA, 1169 nt
Organism: Alosa alosa (allis shad)
Lineage: Eukaryota; Metazoa; Chordata; Actinopteri; Clupeiformes; Clupeidae
Product: (Lyso)-N-acylphosphatidylethanolamine lipase-like
Exons: 8
Coding region: 177-1103 (308 amino acids)
Cellular component (GO): lipid droplet
Molecular function (GO): phosphatidylcholine lysophospholipase A1 activity
Source: RefSeq, a predicted model, not a curated record
GUCCCUAUAUUGACACACGUUUAAAGUUUGGCAUACCACACCCGCUGGGGCACUUUAAUGGAUUAAAUGGAGACUUUAAUGGACUUAAAUGGAGACUUUAACCCUGCCCUGUGCACGCCCCUGCGUUGCUGCCUAACAGGGAUGCCAACGAGAACUGGGCCUGGAGGCCAACGUCCAUGGCCCUUCUGGAGACUGCUGAGUCCAGAAUCCUUGCCCGCUUGCAUAAUGCCUCUUCUUCCCGCUUUGUGACCCUCCCUGACAACAACCAAAUAAGGACCCUCACUAUCACCGCCCAUCAAGGUGAGCAAGCCUCCAAAAUCCCUCUGGUGAUGGUGCAUGGCUUCGGUGGUGGUAUGGGCCUGUGGAUCCGUAACCUGGACCCGUUGAGCUGCUCGCGGACUGUCCACGCUUUCGACCUGCUGGGAUUUGGUCGCAGCUCGCGCCCAGACUUCCCCAUGGAUGCCAAGCAGGCUGAGGACCAAUGGGUGACCUCCAUUGAGCAGUGGAGGCAGGCGAUGGGCGUGGAACUCAUGAUCCUGCUCGGGCACAGUCUGGGGGGCUACCUGGUCACCUCAUACGCCAUACGCUACCCCGACAGAGUGGCCCACCUCAUCCUGGUAGACCCGUGGGGUUUCCCCAAGCCGUGGUUCCGGCCCAUUACCUCAUUGUUCAGUCACUUCAAUCUACUGGGUAUCAUCAGAGGAGCAGGACCUUUGGGACCAGCUUUGGUAUCGUUUCGUCGUGGCCUAAAGCGGGCAUUUAAGGAUCUUUUUGAUGACGAUACUGUUACUAAUUACGUCUAUCACUGUAAUGCCCAGCAACCAAGUGGGGAGGUGGGCUUCAGGGCCAUGAACCAGACUGUGGCCUGGGCCCAGAGACCCAUGAUUCAGCGUGUGCACCUGCUCCGGCCCUCGAUGCCCCUCAACAUGCUGUUAGGAGGACGCUCCUGGUUGCCCAACUCAUACAGGGACACUGUGGACCAGAUCAGGGGCCAGAGCCACACGCAGCUAAUGGUGAUACCCAAUGGCUCUCAUCACUUCUAUGCUGACCAGUAUGAUCUCUUCAAUAGAGAAGUGCAAAGGAUCUGUGAUACUGUAGACUGAAUCUGAAGUGUGUGUGCUGUGAUUUGGUUCCUGCUCUCUGACUGGCUAAUAAAUGUAUUUUGGGUG